UGAGGCUACAAUGUCACGUGCUAUUCAGCUGUAUCAACCGCUGAAUGUGACAGGCCGAAGCAGGCCGAAAUCGCCGUGCGUGUGUGUUUGAAUCGUUCGCAUUUGUCGCGCAUCACUUUGUUUAUUUCUUCAUAUCGUAAACAUUGUUCUCAAAGUCGUGUAAGGUUGCCGCGUAAGCACCCGUCGCCUAAGAUGGCAUCAGACCGCGUGCUCAUCGCGUCGUGCGGUAAAAAAUUUGAAGCCUCUCGCGAAGCGCUCCGACGUUGCUCGCGCUACUUCGAUGCCAUGUUCGCGUCGGGAAUGAAGGAAUCGUCGUGCGACGAAAUCGAGAUGCGAGACAUCGAGCCAGACACCCUGAGAGCGCUCAUCGACGUCUCCGAAGGCCGCUCGGUGAAGGUGUCGAACGACAACGUCGACUGCCUCUUGAAAGCGGGCUGCCUCUUCCAGUUCGAGCGACUGCGAAGGGAUUGCACCGAGCACUUGCUUCGGACGGUCUGCCUCGACAACGCCGUCGAAACGUGGCAGAAGGGCGAUGCCUUCGGCGUUCGACAGUUGUGCCGAGCCGCCCUGGUGACUCUUCUCUGGGAGUUCGAGGAGUUCGUCGAGCACGCCUCCCUCACGAGCUGUCCGUGUCCGCUGCUCGAGCGUCUACUGUCGAAGGACACGCUGAACGUGUCGAACGAAAUCGUCGUGCAGGCGGCGGCAGAGAAGUGGUUGACAGCCAACUCUUGCACUGUCGAGCAAGUUAUCGCGGUCGCAUCGUGCGUGAGGCGCAGUCAGCUACACGAACAGGCGUCGGCGGUAUGGUGUUCGUUUGUCGAGGCCUUGCUUGUCGGGCGGGACAACGCGAUGGACCACUGGCGCGAAUCCUUGCGAAGCAGCGCGGCGUUACCGCCACGAUCGAUUGUGCGGCCUGCCGUCGUCGUUUCCUGGCUCUGCAGGCAAUCUCCCGAAGUUCCCAACUUGUGCGUGUACAUGCCGAAGAAGAGCGACGAAGGCACCUUCUCGUUUCACUCGGCGCUGCCUACGUCGAGCCGCCCCGAACCCCUUCGAGGAUUUAUCGUCUGCUCCGUCGGGAAGGAUGCCUACUUCCUCUGCGGUGAAUACGGAAUCGGAUCCGGCCACUGGAAUCGCGACGUAUUUCGUUGGAACCAUGUCCUGUCGAAGUGGGUUCAGGUUGCUACGCUACCAGAACCGAGGAGGCACUGCAAGGCAGUUGUCGUGGGAAACCUAAUUCACCUGUACGGCGGGUUUGGCAGGUACCGGGUGCGGCUUUUCAGCGUUGACAUCUAUGACACAAGUACUGGUUCGUGGCGUCGGGGAGAGACGCUCCAGGAAGAAGUUGCCGUUGACGCCAGCGCCGUCGUAAACUUGAACGACCAGGUGUGCAUCAUCCCGACGUGUCCGGCGGGCAGCAACGAAACGAUCCGUGCCAUCUGCUUCCCGAUGGACAUAUUUAGCGUAUCGCAGAUCGUCGCCGUUCCGUUCAGCAGCCACAAGACAGUCAUUGUGUGCAAGGGUGCGGACAGCUGGUACACCUUUCACGAACCGAGGACCUUUUCGGAAUACGCAAAUCCGCGGAUAUCGCUGCAGUCCCUUCUCUGUGGCUGCGCCCUCGGCGACGGAGUCGGCUUCUUUAUGGAAAAUGUCAGGACUGCAGUGUUGUACAAUUUCGACACGGACGAGCAGCAGAGACUGGACACUGGCUUCGGCGAUCACAUGUUGGUGGAAUGCUGCUUUGGACUGCCCUAUUUUGACUUGACCGAGUGAGUCUGUACGUUUAAGGUAGGUUCAUAUAGUAACACAUUGUUACCGAUUCAGUCUGCAGACUAGGUGUGAUGUACCUCAGUGACACCGAAUUGUACAGUGAGUAGCUAGUUGGCGGUGCCCUUCUGCCCAAGGUUGUGGGUUUCAACCCCAUGUCUUGCUUCGGGAUGCUAAAUAAUGCACUAAAGAGAAAAACUAGGUGAGUUUAAAACCAAGGAACUAAUCGGUCAAAACGUUAUAUUCAUCAAUAGAUUGAUUUAUUAGAAUAUAGAGCAACGAUCAAAGUUAAAUUUUAAGAUUUUGUGCCUAAACCACAGUGCCAGGUACAGCUGCCGAAAACUUUAACUUGUGUGCGCGAGCAGCGACUUUCUGUGCGCCAGCACCCUAAAUUAGGAACAAACUUACAAAUGACUAUGCUAUCUUCACAAGCUUUGUGAGCAUUAGUUAACCUCGACCAUUUCGCAAGUUUGUUCCAUCGUAACGCACUGGACAGCCGAAAAAAAAAACGCAUUUACAUAAGCUAGCUAAAGAUUUGGCCGGCUAUACAUCAGUAUGACAUCAUGGAUUUCAAAGUACUAUUAUUUCAUAUUUGGGCCUUUCGGCUCUCUAAAAGUUCUUGAAGCUUCCUAGUUUCAGCCUUUGGCUCCUUUAGUGUACGAUGUAGUCCAUCUUUACCGAUAACAAAUUAACUAGGCCCAAGCAGAUGGCAUCACAACUUCAAGGCACCAUCGCCACCUGUCUAUAAUUUUUGCGCUUUUUCUGUCGUGUUAAGCCUCUUCUCCAUGAUAAGAGUGGCUUUUUUUAUAUUGUGAAAGGUUAAUUUAUAAAUGCGGCUCAAAUUAUUUUUCUCUUUGCUGUCCCUUUAAACUGCCUAAUUUCAUUUGUUUUGUGUCCUCCAGCGUGUCGCAAUUUGUUGCUGGUGAACUAGGUUUUCCUAUGUCCAAGGACUGAAUCUGUGAUUUAUGUUCCCUCGUCGUAGGUUCACAUUCAGAUUAAAUAUUCACAUUUUUGUGGGGAGGGAAUAAUACUCUACGUAGUAACAGACUUUUAUUUUAUAACUUGAGUCUGUGAGGAACGUCAAAGUGUUGUCUUUUGGAAGCGAUUAAGUAUUUGGUGCACUUUUUCAGCACCAUGAGCCUUGGUGGGAGCACACAAAUGCGUAAAGCUCUGCCUCGGUUUGUUCUAAUUACUGCACGCUUGUGAUGGAGCUGGCUUCUUCAUGAGAAAUGUUAGAGCUGUAAUCUUGAGCAGUACAAUUCAAUAUGAGAUAAAAUUUGCAAGUCUGUGACCCACAGUACAAACAGCAAAGACAUGCAGAUACAAAGUAGUAACGGAAGAAUCCAUGUCGCAGAGCAAGAUGCACAGAUGUGUAAACUCGUAUAAUAAUGUUUGUCUUUUUCCAAUCUUUUCUUGCUGCACUGAUAUACAAUCAGAAUGUAGUUCCAACACCGUCCUGUUGCAUCAUCUUAUAAGGCCGUCUCAUUACUGGCCUUUUGAUUCUAGCUUUUUGGUGCAGUGUGUAGACCAGACCUUUUCAACUAGAGUUCCCCAGUCAUCGCUGUAAUGCUCUCUGGACUGUUGUGAACGCGUGGAGCCCCCCCCCCCUCAAAAGCACCGCAGAAGCUGCAGCACAUGUCUUUGUACUCGCAUGCAGCAUUCCAAGGAGUAUGUGCUCUCACCUACUGAUAAAAAGGUCUACUGAGUGUUGCGUAGAUGGGAGCACCAGAUAUGCAUAACUUGUUGGCUGAUCUUUGCUCAGAUUUCCCACAGAGGUAUCAUUUUGCAAGAAUUUUAGUUUAAUAAUGUAUCUGUGGGCAUUACUUACCGGCUUCAUUCAAAAUGGGUGUCGUCUGGAGCGGUGCCACUCAAAACCUCUGAAAUGUGAAAUGGUGGCGCCAUCUGUCGCGGCUAUGAUGAACACCGUGGUGGCCUGGCAGCCAGGAGGCUUAGUUGCAGCAAAAUUUUACUUCUUUAGUGGCCUCGCGGCUGACGGCACCAAUUUCAGAGUCAUUGUGUAUGAAACCGGCCAGUAAUGCCCACAAAUCGGGUAUUAAACUGGAAUUCUUGCAGAAUGGUACUCCUGUGCUAAAUUUGAGCAGAGAUCAGCGAGUGGUUUAGCUAAAAGGGUCAUGUUCCUAGCUUUAUAUCUAAGUGUGUGCAUAGCUGGCACUCCUAUUUAUGCAACACUCAUUAUAGGCGGGGUUAUAAUUGGGCACUGGCAUCUAAUGACAGCCAUACAGCCUGGUGUCUGCACCAUCCUUUGACACUAACGUAACUGUGCAAUUCCGAGUGUACUAAUGACUCUUGACAUACCUCGAUAAAGCUGCACGUAACAAGCGACAAUAUUGCAUUUCGUGAAAAUGCUGCUUCAUUUUGUUGCAUUGGCAUGGUCCGGCUGGCACUGUUCCUUCUUGCACUGUUCCUUCUUGCACGUUUCUAAUUUUCACUGCCUGCCUUGUGUGCACAGCAGUGCAGAAAUUUGUCAUUAAAUUGAGUGCAGAAAGAGAGUGGUGAAAGUGCAAAUUCACAACCAUUUUCAGAGGAGGGGCAAGUGGAGAGAGAGCGGGCAUGGUAAAGGCGUGUGCACAUCGUGUCACUGGGACAUUAAGUGUAUGUGUCAAGUGAUGACCAGUAGCUUACUGGCAGUUAUCCUCAGUUAUCCUUGAAAAGUGUACAAUCACUGCAUUCUACUGGUACUACAUGCAGAAGCUUGGAGGAUAACAGCAACACUUGUGAAGAAACUGAGGAUCAUGCAAGGAGUGAUGGAACAAACAAAAAAUCAUAUGUAUAACAUUAGAAGGCAGGUGGUCACCUGUGAGGAGUAGAAAAAAGCAGGCAGGAAUAACCAAUAUUCUAGGGGAGAGUACACUCAGGGAAUCGACGUUAUGCGAACCAUUUUGCAGGCAGCUGGCUAUGCAGCAUUGUUUGGGGUUCCGCAAAGCAUUGCCAGGUUGACCAAUGUGCUUGUGUAAAUCCAGUGUUUGUGUGUGUGCGACCUGAGUGCAGUGAACUAGAAUUAACACGAGAGUGCGUGUUGUGUGGUAACAGGAGCAAGACGAUGACGAUGGUAACGACGAUUGCAUGAUUCCUAUGGGCAAUCGAAUUGUUGCUUUCUAUUGCCCUGCUUUGGUGGGUCCAAAUCUAUAACCAUAGCAAUAAUGUCGCCAAGGCAGUGCGCUAGCCAGUGACAAAAGACAAAAAAAAAAGAAUAAAAAGAAAUGUAAGAAAUCAGAGAUAUGGUGGUUUCUUUUUUCCGUUUCUUCCAUGGUUUAGUUGUCCUUAUGGUGGCUCAUUUUCAUCGACAGGAUUUUAUUAAGCUUUCUACAUCGAAACAGUAACAGUUUCUUAUGAUAAUUUGGUCUUAAGCACUCUUUAAAGCUGCAACCACGUGCACGCAAUAUUCAAGUGACAGUGACAAGCACACCCUGUCGUGUUGCUGCAUCGCGGCAUGGAGCAACCACAUGAACGCAACAUCGCAAAAAAAAAAAGAGUAGCGACAGAUGUACAUUGUUGUGCGAAUAAAUGUUAACGUGCGCUCGUAAAGAAAUCUCAAACGUAUCAUGAGGUCAACGUUUUACCUAGGUCUAGCUUUAAUAUGCUAUCAUCCCCAGUGGAAUUCCGUCCCAUGCCGCCAGUGUAAAAUGCUGUGGUGACAUGUGGUGAACAAAAUUUGAAACAUUUUUGCGGCUCUCGGUGCCGUCUCAGUGCCUAACAGCAUCAAAACAAACGACCGAUCUCAAUAGUAACGGCAAGAGAGCGCCGAUACUUUGUCCUCCGCUUGAGAUGAGACAAAGCGAUUACUGAUGUGACUAUUUGUUGCUGUCGUGGCAGAGGGCAAGUUGCAAGAGCAAAUUCAGAUCGAAGCUGGGUGGACCAAGGCGGGCUGGUUGCUGCCAUGUUGUUGCGAAAUCGCUGUCCCCAGCGGAUGUCCCCGCCCUGACUUCUGGGACACAAGCAGUAUUUUCUGGCUGGCCAGAAACCGGUGACGCAACAAGACAGCGACGGAUUGCCCUCCGUGGCAGCAAGACAUGUCGCUCGUCGCCGUCGCUCGAAAAUCGCGUGCAUGCGCUGUUGCAGUUUAGAGGGUUUUAAUAGCUGUAUUUAUUAUUUACAAGGGCCCGCCAACGCCCUUUUAUGAAAGGUAUGGGAUGUGCCUGGUAAUAAAGGAUCUCCUCACAAAGUUUUCCAAAGAAAAAGUUCUCAUAUUCAUCUGCUACAGACGAGUUAUCAGCAAUAAAAUACUGUUGCCCACACUCUGUGCCCUUUCUUUUGUUUUGAGUUGUUUUUCCACAUACAGAUGUUGCCACCGCUGUAUCAGUAAAAUUACUUUGUUUUAUUGCGACACCAAUUGUAUGGACAAUAGAGGCGCGUUCGCGCUGUCACUGUUGGCGCUGCUACCGUGUUGCCACGGUGUCGGCACGCAUUCGCGAAAUCUACCCGCAUCCGUGGCCCGCACGUGAUAAGUUAGGUUUUUUGGAGAUGCUCGGUGCG
Dermacentor silvarum is the source of this 6258-nucleotide messenger RNA. Its product is annotated as kelch-like protein 10. Gene Ontology annotation, molecular function: protein binding. The transcript has 3 exons. The record is from RefSeq and is a predicted model, not a curated record. NCBI's taxonomy places the organism in Eukaryota, Metazoa, Arthropoda, Arachnida, Ixodida, Ixodidae. The coding region runs from base 193 to 1770 and encodes 525 amino acids.